This is a messenger RNA of Hibiscus syriacus, 1433 nucleotides long. Its product is annotated as SNF1-related protein kinase regulatory subunit gamma-1-like. NCBI's taxonomy places the organism in Eukaryota, Viridiplantae, Streptophyta, Magnoliopsida, Malvales, Malvaceae. The record is from RefSeq and is a predicted model, not a curated record.
AUGGGCGUUUCGCCCUGCGACUCUGAUUUACUUUCAAGCUGUGAUGCUUAUUUUGAGAAAGUAAAGUCAAGGAAGAAAUUACCACAACCGUUGCAGGAGACUUUAACAACUGCUUUUGCAAGGAUUCCUGUUUCAUCUUUCCCACAAGUUCCUACUGGAAAAGUGAUUGAAAUUCAAGCAGACACAACAAUUGCUGAUGCCGUUAAGAUUCUAUCAGAUUGCAACAUAUUGUCUGCACCUGUGGUAAACCCAAAGGCAGCCAGUAGCUUGAACUGGAGAGAGAGGUACUUAGGAAUCAUAGGUUACUCAGAAAUCAUUCUCUGGGUACUCGAGAGUGCAGAACUUGAUGCCGUUACUUUAUCAACCAGCACAGCUACAGCUGUUGGUUUAGGUGCUGGAGCCGUUGGUGCUCUUGGAGCACUAGCAGUAGGUGCGUCAGGUCCAGCUGCAAUGGGAGCAGCUGUCGCUGGUGGUGUGAAAGCUGAUCAAGCAUCAGGAGGAGAUGCUCCAGCAGCUGCUGACAACUUGGGCAAAGAAUUUUACAAAGCUAUCGUACAAGAAGAACCCUUCAAGUCGACUGCUGUAAAGUCAAUAGUUAAAUCAUACAGGUGGGCUCCUUUUAUUCCAGUCGCAACUGACAGUUAUAUGUUGAGUGUCCUACUGCUACUCUCAAAAUAUAGGCUGAGGAAUGUAGCUGUAAUUGAGGCAGGCAAGCCAGAAAUUCAAAACUACAUUACUCAGUCUGCAGUUAUUGAAGAUCCGGAAGGAUGCAGAGGGAGGGACUGGUUUGAUUGUAUUAUUGCACGGCCUAUUUCUGAUAUGGGACUCCCUUUCAUGUCUCCUGAUGAGGAUAUUAGCGUCCAGAGCGAUGACCUAAUUCUUGAAGCAUUCAAAAGAAUGAGAGACAAUCAAGUUGGUGGUCUUGCAGUUGUAGAGGAGCCAGGCAAAAAGAUUGUUGGGAAUGUAAGCAUAAGAGAUAACAGACAUUUGAUGCUUAAACCUGAACUUUUCACCAAUUUCAGGCAGCUCACCGUGAAGGAUUUCAUUAGUACUGUUGUCUCAACUGGCCAAGAUUUUGGAAGACCCACUUCACCAGUAACAUGCAAAGUGGAUUCAACUCUUGGUGGUGUGAUCCAGAAUCUUGCCACCAAAAAGGUGCACAGGGUCUAUGUAGUAGCAGACGAGAAUGAAGUUAUCGGUGUAAUUACGCUCAGAGAUGUAAUAUCUUGCUUCAUAUAUGAGCCCCCGAACUUUUUUGAUAACUACUUUGGGUUUUCAGUGAGAGAAAUGUUGAAUAAGUGAAGUGUCUCAUAACCACAACCCAAGAAGAAGCAGAGAUACGAUAGAAUUUGUUUCAAUUUACAGUUUCUUGACAUCUUGUAUAAGAUGUCUUCUACAUGUAAUUUCAAAUGAACUAAAUCCAGUGAACUUUU